UAUGACUGAAUUUGUUGGACUGAUUAAAGUAAAUGUGGUCAGAGGCACGAAUCUUGCUAUCCGAGAUAUGGUAUCUAGUGAUCCAUAAGUCAUCCAUCCUCUGUUUGGGACAACAAUCAGUGAAGAAUCGUGUUAUAAAGAACAACCUGAAUCCAGUCUGGAAUGAAAAGCUGAUGCUGUCAAUUCCUGACUGUGUGCCACCCUUAAAGUUGGUGAGUUUUUUGUGGAGGAACUACAAUGAAUAAAACUUAUACCAUUAAAUUUACAGCACACAUGUUGUAAUUUGACUGCUCAUAGCAUCUUACUCCAUAUUAUAGUGUCUCAAAGCAGUUUCACUUUCAAGUCUAUCAAGCAAAAUGUCUUUUGGGUACUCCCUAUAUCCAGUCAUGUAAUUAUAACUAGCUUGAAAAAUAAAAAAAAGCAUGUAUAAUUAGCUUGAAAUGGUCAAAUUCGUCGAAGUCACUUAAUGUUUAUUGCUUGAGUGAAGUUCCAUUGAUUGUUAGGAUUGUUGUAUGACUUGUAUUAACUACUGUAUAGAAUCCCAUGGUGAGAAUGAUCAUCUACUGCAUUAACUUGAUCUUCCUCCGCCUUUUUCAACUCGUAACGUUGAACUUCGAUUGCAAAAUGGUCAAAGAUAUCUUCAAUGUUAUAAGCUAAAUCUUGGAGAAUUGAGCCAUAACUUGACAGGCUUACUGUGAAACUGCUGCAGCUCAGCAUCUUCCAGCAGAGCUUCCAGCCUACUCCUAGUAAGUUGUAUCUUCCAUUUCUUGAUUGUUUUCGGCAGAUCAACUCCACCAACCAUCUUCAAGAAUUGGCUUCCUCCGGUUGACAACAGCUUCUCAAACAACACUUGCAGAAAUGCAGACCUCGCCAAUGGCCAUCCUUGAUUGGCUACUAGCAAAAUUUGAUUUUUAUUUUGUUUAUGAUUUAGCAAAAUCUAGUGAUUGUAAAUGAAAUGAUUGGUUUAUCUUUGUCUGGGAUUGGUGGGAAAUGAAUUAUUGAUAGCAGGAUUAACGGUAGUAGAUAGUUGUAAAGUGACCAAAUUCUAAAUGGGUGUACUCACAAAGGACCAAUUAUUAGUAGUACUGUCAAAAACCAAACCGAACCGAUUCAACCGAUCCGAAUGAGAACCGAACCGAUUAAAAACCGAAAACCGACCCGAACCGCAUUUUAGUAAACCCGAAACUGGAGGAAACAAGCAAAUGGAAGACAUAGGCCAUGAUUAUUUUCAUGAUCUAGUAUCAAGAUCAUUUUUUGAACCGAGCAUAAAGGGAUCAGAAUAUUUCAAAAUGCACAGCCUACAAAGUGAUUUGGCUCGAGAGGUUGCAGGUAAAUUAUGCUUAGCAAUAAAGGAUUGUUCAGUUAAUAAAGAUUGGUCGAAGGCCUCUUGUAGAGCUCGACAUAUAUCCUUCGCUAAACUAGAUGAGCCUGACAGAUGCGAUGAUAUGUUUUCCUUAAAGGAAUGUUUCAAUGCAUGAGGGUGCUACUGCUACCUCACAUGGAAUUUACAAUAUUUCCAGAAUCCAUAGGCGAUCUUAAGCUCUUACGGCUUCUCAAUCUCUCAUACAAUAAUAUUGAAGAAUUGCCUGAUUCCUUAAGCAACCUUGUUAAUCUCCAAACUCUGCUGUUGAAAGGUUGUGACAAACUUCAAAAGCUGUUGGAAAAUAUGAGAUGCUUAAUCAACCUUCGCCAUGUGGAUAUUGAUGGCACCUCUGUUCGUGAGAUGCCGUUGGGGAUUGGGAAUCUGACGAACCUGCAAACAUUGAACAAUUUUAUCAUAGGAGCAAAUGCACCCAUUAUAAGAGAUUUGAAGAAUUUGAAUCAUCUUAGGGGAAAGCUAACUAUAACUGGCUUAGAAAAUGUGUUAAGCUCCAAUGACGCAAGAGAAGCAAGGCUGCAUCAGAAAUCAGGUCUUCAUGAGCUAGAGAUGGUAUGGGAUUGGGGAAACUUUAUUAACGGGGUUGAUGACAACACUAGAAUAGAUGUGCUUGAUCAGUUGGAGCCUCACAAAUCUAUCAAAGUGUUAACUUUGCGGAACUACAAGGGUGUGGCGUUCCCAAGAUGGUUGGGAGACCCUUCUUUUACUAAGAUGGUUAUUAUAAAGCUAGUAGGUUGUGAGAGAUGUGAAUCUUUACCACCACUAGGGAAGCUGCCAUCAUUGAAGGAGCUUGAGGUUCAAGAAAUGCGAGGUCUUAAAGUUGUAGGUUAUGAUUUUCAUGGUGUUAGCUGUUCAAAUCCAUUUCCGACAUUAAGAACUCUGAGGUUUAAGUCUAUGACUUCUUGGGAGAGUUGGUUACAGUCAUCAGCUGAUAACAGGGGAUUCUCUUGCCUUCAAGAGCUUUCAAUCAAGGAUUGUUCAUCUCUACAGCAAUCUUUACCUUCAUGUCUCCCUUUGCUACACACACUUGAGAUACAACGUUGCAAGCAACUGUAUGACUCUCUUCCAAGCCUCCCUCGACUCCAAACGUUGAUAAUAGAUGAUUGUUCAUCCCUUGUCAAGGUUGAUCAGCUACCUUUGACCCUUCGGCAAUUAGUUAUCUCUAGUUGCCAGAAACUACAGUUCGUGGAAUUCAGGGAAUCAUAUUCUUCUUAUGAUGAAAAACUUACUCUGGAGGUUCUGGAGGUUGUCAAUUGCCAAUCUCUGUUAACAUUGCUGAGUAAAGAUCGCCUCAAAACCCUUGAAGCUCAUAGUUCUUUUCCCACUUUAGGAUUAACAGAAAGAGGAAAUAUUUCUUCUUCUGAUCUUUCACUAUUUGAAGAAGGUUUGAGUCCAUCAAAACUUGCUAACCUCACCAAGUUAACAAUAAGUGAAUGUCCCUAUCUCAUCUCAUUUCCGGAAGAUCUUGUUCUCCCUGGCCUACGAAAUCUUCUGAUAUCAGUUUGUCGAAACCUAGAGUCCUUCCCAAAUCAAAUGCAUAACUUCACUUCCCUCCAAGACCUGACUCUUACAAACUGUCCAAAAAUCCACUACUUUCCAAAAGGCGGUCUACCCAUGAACUUGCUUUCUCUCUACAUGGAUGGACUCAACAUUGAACAACCAAUGCAAAAAUGGGAGUUGCACAACCUUAAUUCUCUUGAAAAGCUCUCAAUAUCCGAUAUUGGGUGCUCUUCAAAUUCAAUAUACUCCUUCCCAAAUGAGGAUAUUCGUCUGCCCUCAUCAUUGACCGGAUUAGCCAUCAGUGGUUUCAUUAAUAUGAAAUCAGUAUCUUGCUUAAGUAUUCUAAAUCUCACUUCCCUCUAUGUUAGGGGAUGUCCAAAACUUGAAUGUUUUGUUGAUAAUUGUCUUCCUCCUGAACUUAAAGAAUUAUGGGUUGUUCAGUGUCCUGUGCUGAAACGUCGAAUGGAUAGGGAUCCUCUUCGUCACACUCUAUCGUGCAUUACUCAUCUCCGUUUUUGCUAGUCUUUUGCAGUCCCUGUAAUGAUAAGGUGAUACCAUGUGAAUAUAUGACUAUCAUACAUCCCAACUAUGCACUUUUUUUCAA
This is a messenger RNA of Chenopodium quinoa (quinoa), 3482 nucleotides long. Its product is annotated as putative disease resistance protein At3g14460. Gene Ontology annotation, molecular function: protein binding; mRNA binding. The coding region runs from base 1463 to 3400 and encodes 645 amino acids. The transcript is spliced from 3 exons. Lineage: Eukaryota; Viridiplantae; Streptophyta; Magnoliopsida; Caryophyllales; Amaranthaceae. The record is from RefSeq and is a predicted model, not a curated record.